This is a messenger RNA of Dovyalis caffra, 882 nucleotides long. The record is from the annotation of a GenBank genome assembly. NCBI's taxonomy places the organism in Eukaryota, Viridiplantae, Streptophyta, Magnoliopsida, Malpighiales, Salicaceae.
AUGGCUGAGGAGGGUUUCAAGGUUACUUUGAAUGUGUAUGAUCUCAGCCACGGAUUGGCACGCCAACUCUCUACAACAUUUUUGGGGAAGGCCCUUGAUGGUAUUUGGCACACAGGAGUCGUGGUGUAUGGUAAUGAAUACUAUUUUGGAGGAGGUAUACAACAUUCCCCUGCUGGAACAACUCCAUAUGGAACACCGAUUAAAGUGGUAGAUUUGGGAGUCACACAUGUACCCCAGGAUGUAUUUGAAGAGUAUUUGCAGGAAAUUAGCCCCCGCUACACUGCUGAGACUUAUAGUUUACUCACUCACAACUGCAACAACUUCAGCAAUGAGGUUGCACAGUUUUUGGUGGGUGUAACCAUUCCAGAAUACAUUCUACAGCUACCCAAUGAAGUUAUGAACAGUCCAAUGGGUGCUCUUAUAUUGCCCAUGAUACAAAAUUUGGAGUCAACAUUGAAAGCAGGAGCUGUCCCACAGGUUCCACAAUUCAGGCCUCCUUCAAUGACCCAGCCUUCAGAGACUGCAACAGUUACUGUCAAUAAAUCCUCAGUCGCUGGUCCUAGCCCUUCCACAAAAGUAAUCGUUAAAGAGGCUGAUAUUAAAUUCAAAUCUGAGGAUGCCAAACCUAAGGAGCUUAUGGCAUUAGAGAACUCAGUGCCUCCUGCUGUCAAAUCUGCAGAAGCAGAAGAGAAGAUUUCAACCAAUGCGAUUGCCGGAGACCCUCUCGGGAAUGCACGAAACAAAGUACAGGAGGAGAUCAGCCGUGAAUUUGCUGCAAUCAUGGCUACUGGUACAUUGCGUGCAAGUGAGGCUGCAGCUCAAGCAACUAAGAGAGUAAUGCAAAGAUACAGUAAUUUAAAUACUGCUAUGCCACAUAGCUAG